Aspergillus melleus is the source of this 730-nucleotide messenger RNA. RefSeq lists its product as uncharacterized. The record is from RefSeq and is a predicted model, not a curated record. The transcript is spliced from 3 exons. Lineage: Eukaryota; Fungi; Ascomycota; Eurotiomycetes; Eurotiales; Aspergillaceae. The coding region runs from base 1 to 627 and encodes 208 amino acids.
AUGGACGACUCACAAGAUGGUCGCGCGCGCCUCUUGGAAUUGGAAGAGAAACUCCGGAAGGCCGCCGAGGAAAACAGCUUGCUUGCCGCAGAGAACAACUCGCUUACCACAAAGAACAGCUCGCUUGUCGCAGAGCACAACUCGCUUGCCGCAGAGAAUAAGUCGCUUGCGGAGAAAAACAGGCAGGAUGAUGAGCUACUGCGGUCGACGACUUUUACCGAGUAUAUACGCCACUGCCAUGAAUCCCUUUCCAAACCUUUGAGAGUCGCGUCCUUGUCCGCAUGUGUGAAAGGACCACUACAAGCCCCCACUCACAAGUCCUGCCCGAGGCUGCUGAAGCACUGGACAGAGUGCGAGGACGAGCAGGAAAAUAUUUACCGCUCAGUUUGCAAGUUUCUCGAGCAAAAGCGCCUUUUGGAACGCAUCGUCGUCAUACAAGGGAAUGGGAAACAGGUCGAAAAAGACGCCAUAGGUAGUGAAAAGGACCUUGAGAUCUAUGAGCGCUCCUCAGUGGAGAACCACGUCGCCCACAUUAUCGCAGCGCUCUGUGAGAUUCCCGCUGCCCAAGAGACAUUCCACCUCGGUUCCAAGGGUAUUAGCUUCAAGAACCAUUCUGAAAGCCUGUAAACACGUGCCAAAACCCGGUCUCAGGUGGCAGGAAUGGCAACAGAAGCAGUCUCCAGGCCUGACUCCUUCUGUAUCCACGAUAACGAAAAAAGCAAGACCCUUC